Poecilia reticulata (guppy) is the source of this 3966-nucleotide messenger RNA. RefSeq names its product SKI/DACH domain containing 1 (gene skida1). The record is from RefSeq and is a predicted model, not a curated record. NCBI's taxonomy places the organism in Eukaryota, Metazoa, Chordata, Actinopteri, Cyprinodontiformes, Poeciliidae.
UUCACCAUGCCGGACCGGGGUGGAUGCUGUUGGCAAGCUAGUAGACAGGGACAGCCCCAUUUAAAACUCCGCAUGUCAAAGUUUGCAUUUUCAUGACGCAGCAGCAGCAGAGUGGAUGGAUUAAAGGUAUGCAGGAUGCCUUGAGCCCGAGACCCUGUGCCAUUUGCUGGUGAAUCCACAGAGCCCAAGCAGAGACUGCAUGGAUUGAUGCGCCAAACAUGGGAGACCUGGUUUGUGGGUUUGAGGAAAUGCAAGGAGUGAGACUGGGAUACCUGCUCAUCAAAGGCAAGCAAAUGUUUGCUUUGUCUCAGGUCUUCACCGACCUGCUGAAGAACAUCCCUCGGACUACGGUGCACAAGCGCAUGGACUACCUGAAGGUGAAGAAGCACCAGUGCGACCUGGAGGAGCUCCGGAAGCUCAAGGCAAUAAACUCCAUCGCUUUCCAUGCCGCUAAGUGCACACUUAUAUCGCGGGAGGACGUGGAGGCUCUGUACGUCUCCUGCAAGACGGAGCGGGUGUUGAAAUCCGCGAAGAAGAGGAGAGCGACAGCGGCGUGCCCUCGCGCGGACGACGACGACGACAACGAGGAGGAGCACGCGCCCUCGGGUGUCCUGCGCGCGGACGCGGAGCUGAUGUGGAAGGAAAAAGUUUGGUUCAGUUUGCACGGCGUCCCAGAGAAUCUCGCGCUGCACGGAGGAACGGGGAGGAGGAGGGAACUGAGUCCUUCUUCUUGUCUUACCGACGCCAAACUACCUCAAUUUUACCACAAAGCCCACGGACGGGAUUGCCGUUGGACGACUAAAUCCAGCCGCAAACACGUCAAAAACUAUGAAACUGAGAAAUUUACAGGGAAUAGAUUCGCUGUGAGCCAAAGGCACGCGUUUUUCCGGCAGCCGGUCUUGUUUCAGUCCGCCGCCGCAGCAGCUCAGUCCAGGCUCUCGCGCUCAGCCGGCGACUCGCUCCACAAAAGGAAGAGGAGGCGCGAGGGGGGCGGCAGGAGCAAACACGUGCAUCUGCACGCGCCGCCGGUGCUGCUAGUCCAGCCCAAAUCCUCUGGAGCUUCUUUCGGUGCUUUCCACCUCACUCCGGAUUUCUAUCUGGACCCGCGACCUCACCACCAUCACCACCACCACCACCACCAUCACCACCACCAUCACCACAACAACAACAACAGCAGCAACAACAACGAGCCCGGCUUCGCGGAGAGCUACAGCAGCGACACCGAAUCCUGCAGCACAUACUCGGACCCACAGUGCCAGGACUCGGACUUCGGCUCCGGGUUCUCCAGCAGCAGCAGCAGCUCCGAGGAGGAAGAGGAGGAGGACGACACCCAGUCGGAAAGCUCAGAGGUCAGCUCCGACGAAGAUGAGGAGAGUUCCACUCAGUCCGACUCGAGCUCCGUUUCAAGCCGCGUUUCGGUCCAAAGCAUCCGGUUCAGACGUGCACGGGUGGGUCUGCACACCGGGAAAGCACCUUUGGUCCUGCAGCCCACCUUUCACUACAACAACCAGCAGCACAGGACACCGAGUCAUGGCGACACCAGGCAGGACAAACAUCAAAAACGUUACUUUGGCGAACCACGAAAGGACUCUUUACAGUUAAACCCGGUGGCUAACGGGAGCAUUUUCACCGAGCCCGCAAAAGAAAUAGCGUUUGAAUGUGACCCAAACAGGACUGAGGAGGAGCCGGUCCCUUACUCCUCGGGGCUCGACCCGAACAAGGCCUCUCUCCCGGCCUCAUUCAGGUCCCGGGGGUUCAGCGCACACGCUGAUCCUAGCAAGCUCCAAAAAUGCGUCGACAAGCGGGAGAAGCUGAAACCGAGCACCCCGCCGAAAAAAAUAAAGACCGAGUCCGAGGAGCCCCACGCAACCGCGUCCCCCUACCCCGACAGCGGCAGGACAGCCUUCAAUCUCAGCAAUGUGAAAAUUAAAGUGGAGGAAAGCUGCGAUGAAUAUGAAUACCUGCAGAGCCAGGCCGCUGUGGUCAAAUGUAAAGGAGAUAAGGCAGAUCUCAGCGGAGCCAUCAAACAUGGAGGCUUUUCCAGCAGCGGGAUUAAAGCCGCGGAGAAAAGCCCCGACGUGCCCCCCAGAUCCCCCUGCGGUCCUCAGGAAUGCAGGAGUAGCCAGGACGCCCCCAGCGUAGAGGAGGGGGAGCAGAGAAACAAAACCUGCAGGGCUCCGGGGCGGGAGGCAAAGAAACCCCGAAUUUCCCGGACGCACACAAAACAAAACGUGCCUAGAGUCAACGAGGCUCCCUCUUCCUCUUCCUGCUCCUCAUCUUCUUCGUCCUCCUCCACCACGGAGGAUUUACGGAGCAGACGCAAACGCAGCACCGCCAGCAGCUUAGCAGCAGCAGCAGCCGCAGUAGCAGCGGCUUCUCCACCAAAAACGCCUUUCAGCCUGAUGGCAAAUUUCCCAUCGCCGCCGUCGCUCGUCGUUGACAGCAACGGGGAUUUGUGCCCUGCUUACUCACUGAGCUCACUGAGGGGAGCCGGGCCUCCUCCUCCGACCCACCCCGUGUGGAGGUGGCAGCCAGGCGGCCAGAUUCUCCCUCCCCCACUGCACACUCAGAGAACGAGGAAAUACUGAGCUGAGACAAAAAAUAAAAGUCCCAACUAUGUUCAUUUCCACGUACCCUGUGUCUUAAGGUGAUCGCUCACCCCUUUUGCCUUUGUUAGUUUUAUUUUUCAAACUUUUUUUUUUCCUUAUCUGGGAUUUACAUUCCGUUUUAUUCUCCCCCACACCCCCCAACAUCCCCACCCUCACUUCCCUGAAGAAAAGCCACAAGAUCCCACUUGAAGCCUCCACAGGACUAUGAGACACAUCUCGUGGAUUAAUGCCUGAAGACCUCCUUUCAAAAUAAGCUAUUCAAUCUAAGCAAUAUGUUUUGCUCCCCAAUCUUUUUUUUGUUCGCGUAGCCUUCUUUGUCGGUUUUCCUGGUUUGCUCGACCUGUUGGAUUGUCUGGUAGCAGGGUUUCAGUAGGGUUGUUCUUUGUCUAAAAAAAAAAAUUAAAAAAAAGGGAAAAAAAGUGAUUUUAAAAACAAUAAUAAUCCAAGAAUCUUUUGGAUGAGGCAACUGCAGGGACUGUUUCACUUUGUAAAUAAAGAAGAGACAAAAUAUCAGGGUUUCCAAUUAUGUGCCACCUGGUAUGUUUUCUAAUAAAUCAGCGCUGUGUUUUUCUUUCUUUUUCUUUAUGAUGGCCAAAAUAGUCCACGUGAACUGUGAAAAAAAAACUUGACUAUUAUUUUAAUUUUAAUUUUAUUUUAUUUUCAUUUUUGUUGUUCAAAGCAAAUGUAUUCUGGUGGACUUUAUCUUGGGGUGCUUGAGAUUUUCAGUUAUUUGUCAGAAGUUUUCAAACGUGUGACACUAUAAACAAAGGUCCCGAGAUGCAGAACAAGCCUUACGUAAUCAGACAAUCAAAAAUAAGAACAUUCGUGGACUCCCACCUCCCGCCCUCCAAGAAUAGGUCCCAGGAUAAUAACAUAUUCAAGUCUCUCCCGUCUAGUGUAUUUCGUGUAGUACAUAAUGGGAGGGGAACGCAAGGUUGUCCAAAGUGGGUUAACAGUGGUACACCUUGUAAUCAUUCCGGCUAGAAACAAUGCAACGAAGCACAAGGGAAAGGUUUGAAAGUGAGGCACUUCUACGCCGUCUUGCGUCGUGUUUCAGCUGUAUAUUUAGGACUAACGCUUAAAGGAGAAAAUAAUAAUUAUUAAAAAAAAAUAAUCUAAAUCAUUCCUGUGUAUAGGGAAAUUAUUUGAUUGUGUGUGCUUCUGGAGACAAAAUUAGCAAAAUUACGAAUGGAUUUUGUUGCUGGGUGUUCGCUCACCAAAAUUUGAUUCAGUUUUUAUAUAUGUAUUAUCCUGCCUUUAUUUUACUAAUAAUGUCCUGUUUUUAAUAUUUUUUAAAAGAAAAUAUGCAGCCGAGGAAUUGAUAACCCUAUCCAUCCACUCAAAAAAAAAAAAAAAA